CUCGUCGCGGGGAUCGGCGCUGAUACGGUGACUGUGCUGUGAGGAGCAGGUUGCAGACACGGACGCGCUACACUGUUAACCGCCCACGGAGUACAUAAAGCCGCGUCUCCACGGCCGAAAGCUGAGCGUUGUUAGCCGUGGAGGACUGCGGCGGGACCUCUGACAUUUCACCGGCCGCUGGGCUUCAUGGAGUCUCCGGUCUGAACACUGCACAAAUGCUGGGAGUCCCGUGCUGACUGUGUGGAAGGAGAGGAUAAAAAAGCGGGAGAGCAAAGGUGGAAGAAAAUGAUUAAAGGAGACUGGACACACCGGUCAUCAAUGGGCGAGAAAGAGGAUGAGCGUACGGCUCAGGCCAGCCAGCUAUUUGAGAACUUUGUCCAGGCAUCUACCUGUAAAGGGACUCUGCAGGCUUUCAGCAUCCUCUGCAGGCAGUUGGAGCUGGAUCCACUGGACCACAGCAACUUCUAUAACUCACUGAAGGCGGCAGUCAGCUCCUGGAAAGUCAAAGCCCUUUGGACCAAACUGGACAAGAGAGCUCAGCAAAAGGUCUACAACCAGAAUAAGGCCUGCCAAGGCACGAGGUGUUUGAUCAUCGGCGGCGGUCCGUGUGGCCUUCGGAUGGCCAUCGAGCUGACUCUGCUGGGCUGCAAGGUGGUGGUGAUUGAAAAAAGAGACACCUUCUCCAGGAACAAUGUGCUCCACCUUUGGCCCUACACCAUCCACGACCUCAGGGGACUCGGGGCCAAGAAGUUCUACGGAAAGUUCUGCGCCGGCGCCAUCGACCACAUCAGUAUCCGCCAGCUUCAACUGAUGCUUGUAAAAGUGAGCUUGAUCCUUGGUGUCGAGAUUCACGUCAAUGUUGAGUUCAUCAAACUGCUGGAGCCACCAGAGGAGCAGACAGAUGUGGGUCAUGGUUGGCGGGCAGAGAUCCGACCUUCUGGCCAUCCUGUCUCGGACUUUGAAUUUGACGUGGUGAUUGGAGCUGACGGACGCAGAAGCACAUUAGAUGGUUUCAGGCGCAAGGAGUUUCGUGGGAAGCUGGCCAUCGCUAUAACGGCUAACUUUGUCAAUAGGAACACAACAGCAGAGGCCAAAGUAGAAGAAAUAAGUGGCGUGGCCUUCAUCUUUAACCAAAAGUUCUUUCUGGAACUCAAAGAGGAGACGGGAAUCGACCUGGAGAACAUAGUUUACUACAAAGACAACACCCACUACUUUGUCAUGACUGCAAAAAAGCAGAGCCUGCUGGACAAAGGGGUCAUCAUUAAUGAUCACAUGGAAACUGAACGGCUUCUGAGUCCUGACAACGUCAAUCAGGAAGCGUUGCUCUCAUAUGCUCGUGAAGCGGCUGAUUUUGGCACCAACUACCAGCUGCCGUCCCUGGACUACGCCAUCAACCACUACGGACAGCCGGAUGUAGCCAUGUUUGACUUCACCUGCAUGUACGCCUCAGAAAACGCCGCCUUGAUCAGGGAGAAACAUGGACACCAGCUGCUGGUUGCGCUGGUGGGAGAUAGUUUGCUUGAGGUAUGAGAAGUUGUAGCGUUCCCUUUUCAUUGACAGUCGCUCGGUUUCUCCCUCUGCUCAGGUUAAGCGUCUGCGUGUCAUCCUUGACGGCGCACUGUCCGUCCAUCCUCACGUCGUACUUUGAUCUUCGUAACAUUAAUCGCUUCCAUCCGUCUCACCCAACAGUACUGCCGUCUCCGCGCCUCCUGAUUUUUGUGCUUCCAGGUGCGUCACCUGUUCCUUGAUGGUCAUCAGGGACCAGGUCAGAUAGAAAGAGGAGGACCAGCACGUCGAUCAGUCAACCUGUCCAGGAAAGAGUCUGAGGUCCAUCCAGGCCGCCUGCUGAACUGGUGUCAGAGGCAGACUCAUGGGUACAAGGGAGUCGAUGUCACCAACCUCGCCUCUUCCUGGAGGAAUGGCCUGGCCCUCUGUGCUCUCAUCCAUCGGCAGAAGCCUGAGCUCAUUGAUUAUGACUCUCUGAACGAGGAGGACGUGGCGGGGAACAAUCAGCUGGCGUUUGAUGUGGCUGAGCGAGAGUUUGGCAUCCAACCGGUGACGACAGGAAAGGAGAUGGCUGCAGAUUCUCAACCCGAUAAGCUGCUGAUGGUCCUGUACCUUUCCAAGUUCUACGAGGCCUUCAGGAACUUGCCAGCAAACAAAGUUUCCAGAGAAGGAGAUGAAAAUGGUGAAGAUUAUCAAUCUAAAACCAACCACAAGGCGCUAAACCUGCCUCAGCCCAGAAAGAGGAUUCCCGGGGAUGACAAGAAACUGGAGGAAGAUUCUGAUAACAAGAAACGGCGAAAGGGCAACCACUACCUCACAGAGUUGUCCUGUCACAGUGCUCCCCCUGCUGGUGAGGAUGGGGAACAACGGGAGAACAAAGUCCGCUCCAUGGCAACUCAGCUGCUGGCCAAAUUUGAGGAGAACUCUGCAACAGUAAAGGCUCGAACAAAGGACCCAUCAGAUCCAUCCUAUUCUCCUGCUCAGUCUCCUCCAACUUCCCCACUUCCUUCAUCGGAUGAGGAAGAUGGGGAAGUGGAGAGAGAAAAUCCCCGUUUUGCAAAGCCCAAAGAUGACACUCCUCCUCCUCCUAGUCUGCUUCCCACUCGCCCCAAGUGGCAGCCUUCCAUCUACCUUCAGUUGCUUGAGAAUCCCGCUACUUUCCUCUCCUCCCCCGAAUUCUCUCACACUCGGCGCGCCUGCAGUCGGUCUCCAUCGCCCCCGCGCUCAAAGAGCCCGUUGAGUCCUCCUCGCUCACUGAGCCCUGACUCUCCUGAACAUUACUACCCAGAACGCACCUCUCCAGACCUCUCACCUAUUCGUCUUUCUCCCUCUCCUCGGUCUGCUCUGGGUGUUGGGCAGUCCUCUGAGAGAUCAGGGGGGGUUAUGCGGCAGAGUAAAGACCAGAGACUGUCUGCUAGGGACUUUUCCAGGAGGAGUAUAAAAGAGAGAGCUAGCCUCCUCUCCUCCAUGUUUCCAGGCUCGAGCAGAUCACCCUCAGCAGCUCCUCUUUGUCUACCGCAGGUGGAAUCAUCCAUUUCCUCUCCUCCCUCCUUGUCAACACCUCCUGUUGUUCUGUCUAUACCUAAGAGCUCCACCAUCUACCCUGUGGUCCACCCUGUCCCUGACCCCACAGCCCAGGCUGGUUUCUCCUCUGUCCCACUUUGCACUCCUGGACACAAGGACAAGACACACACUCCCUCUUCCACUGACUCUGAAAAAACACAGGAAAUCUGUUCACUUCAUCCUGAUUCCUCUGCACCCAACAGCGAAACAUUUGCUGCUCUUUCCUUGCCUUGCUUUGGGACCCAAAAGAGCUCCUCUCCGCUCUCGGACGCUGGCUGUGAACGUGAACAGAGCGGCUCGUCAGGCCUCGAAGCUUCUCUGCUGCACGAGCAGAGUCACUCGGAGAGGUCUGGUCCUGAGGGCCUCAGGAGAAUCGUUCCAAAGUCACUCGCUCGCUCUAUAAGUUGUCCGACUGGGGCUCCUCGUUACAGCAAAGAGCGUACAGUUGGAAAGGUAUCAUCAGCCAUAGAUGCUAAAGCUCAGAAACUGGCCAUCCUCUAUGAGACAGACCACAGGCCCAGUGCUCCACCGGUAAGAUGCAUGUGGAUUUACAUGAAAAGAAUAGCAGUGUUAGAGCAUCGGUAUGAAACAGAACCCCAACGUCGUGUCGCACCCUCGUCCAUGGACGGCGGGAGCUACACCACCGCCACCACGGGCAGCACCCAGCUGCAACCCCCAGACGAGGCCUCCAGUUCACUCUCUGAACCACUUGAUAAAAAAGUUCCCGUGGAUGUGGCAGUGGAAGCUCACGAUGCUUCCUGUUUAGUAAAACCCAAAACGCAAGAUACCGCCGCAGCAAAAGGUCAAAGCCAGGACUCCUCCAAAGAUCACUGUAACCCCAAACACAAACACAACAGAUGGAAGCGGAAAAUUCGAGCAACCUUCCCUCUGCUUUUCAUCAAGCGCUAUCCCAAAAGCUCACAGCCGGACAAAGACGGACCUGAUACCGUCCCUGAAGCCGACUCUGACUAUGAGGAGAUCACUUCAGCAGAAAAACAACCUCACUCGGACAGCAGUUCCAAGACAUCAGUGGAUACCCUGAAUCCUCCAGAGGUAAAUGAGACGAGUGAGGAGCGCUCGGCCGUCUGCGGAACAUCUACGCCAAGGAAACGCUUGGCCUUGUCCUUUUCUGCCAAAGAGAAGCUUCUGAACUGGGACGUGGAGGUCAACCCAGAGGAAACUCCCGUUAGCACAACCACCGAAAACGCACCACAACAUAAGGACCAGGUACAGGCAGAGGCACAACUAGAUGAGCCUCGGAGAAACUCGAUCCAGAGCGGGGAGGCUUCCCCGAGCCAAACUUCAGCUUCAUCCCCCUCAGCCUUCCAGGCUAUAGCCAACGCCUUCAGGAGGACAUUUAGCGGGACCAAUCAACUCAGCAGCUCCAACGCUGCAGUCAUAAUGAGACCUAAACACGACGCUCCCCGCAAACGGAGGCCCAUGUCCGAGGGAGCGUUUAGCUUUAGCUCACGCUUCAGUGCCAUAGCGCCAGAGUCAUCCCGAGAGGACCGGGCCAGCAUGCGCGAAGCUCAUUGGGCAGAUCCAUGGGGGGCGGGGCAGGACCUGCCUUCCCUGUUGCAGCAGGUGUCCUUAAAGGGCCGUAAAGACUCUGGAGAGGUGUUCGCUGAUAAGAUUGGCCCAUUUGCACGCAAAAGGGUCAACUUGUUCUCUUCCUUGAGGCUGAGGAAGAGGGAAUUGUCUGGGAGUGAAGGGAAAGACCAGGAGGUUCAAAAGGAAAUCACAAACAUCCUCUCUAACAUCAGAAACAAAGGAUCACAUCUAACUACACGUGUCAUACGGCGACGUCGUUGCAUUGCACAGGUGAUCCAGAGACAGUUGGAGGAAGUCGGAGAAAAGCAGAGGGACCUGGAGGAGAGAGGAGUGGCCAUAGAAAAGAUCAUAAGAGGAGAAACAGAAUCUCCUCAGACGGACGACAAUGACGAGGCCCAGCUCUAUCAGUCCUGGUUUAAGCUCGUCCUAGAGAAGAACAGAUUGGCACGCUAUGAGUCUGAACUCAUGAUCUUCGCUCAGGAGCUGGAGCUGGAGGACACACAGAGUCGGCUGCAGCAGGAUCUGCGGCGCAAAAUGGCAGUAGAGGAUACAAAGAAGAGUGCCUCAGAGCUGCAGGAGGAACAGGUGAUCCUCGCAGAGAUCAUGAGAACAGUGGAGAAACGAGACAUGUUGGUUUCUAUUCUGGAGGAGCAGAGGGUCAAGGAGAGGGCUGAGGACAGGGACCUCGAGAGCCUUGUGCUCUCCAAGGGCUAUGAGUUCCACUGGGCCCGCAUGGAUGAUAGCUGGGGCCAAGAGAACCAGGAGUGAUGGCUGAAAACCGAGGAUCUCACUCCGAAGAGGACAGAUUAGAAGGAAAACAGGUUCCCACAAUAGUUUGCUUGUGGCUUUUUUUUUGCAAAGCUAUAAGUCUGAAAAAUGUGGAUGGAAUCUUGAAACACUGACGAAGAUUGUAAGACUUGAUCGUGUUAGAAAGAAUGGAAAUUGACUCUUAGAUAAUGGCUUCCCGUAUAGCCACGAGGGUUAAUAACCUCUCUGCCAACUUUUCUCAUCACUCAGAAGUGUAACUGCAAUGUCCCAUGCUGAUACUGACCUGAAACUUGAUGUAUGAUAUGCUUAACCACCUCCGAUAAUGUGAGCCGCUGCCUUGAAUGCCGGCACUCAUCAUAAACCAAACUGCCUUAUUUGUGGCCGCUAGCCAUAAGAGUGGACUUGUUGCGGCAGAUUGGUUAUUACUGUAACACUGUAUCUUCACUGGAUAGCACAUGGAAGGAGUCAAAAGUUUUUCUGGAGACUCUUGCACAGCGUGAAUUGUUAUAAAACCAGAAAAAUGCUUUAAGUAUUUCACUAUGAGUCACUUUAUGUGCAGCCUUGUUUGUGACUGUAAACUCUUGUGCAUAUUUUAAAUUUAUUCACUUUUCUUUGGAUCAAAUAAAAUAUAUUUGUAUGUA
Messenger RNA from Neolamprologus brichardi, 6029 nucleotides. Lineage: Eukaryota; Metazoa; Chordata; Actinopteri; Cichliformes; Cichlidae. The record is from RefSeq and is a predicted model, not a curated record.